This is a messenger RNA of Rotaria sp. Silwood2, 301 nucleotides long. Lineage: Eukaryota; Metazoa; Rotifera; Eurotatoria; Philodinida; Philodinidae. The record is from the annotation of a GenBank genome assembly.
GUUAAGUCGCCCGAAUACAUGCAACAAUUGUUAUAUCGGAUUCGCUAACUUCAACUUUGCAACAUAUACACCAACAACAUCAACAUUAGCACCAACAUCAAUAUUCAAAACAAUAACACCUGUUACACGUCCUUGUUUCAGAAAAUUUCUUGAUUUACUUGUGCUAUUGUAUGUUCAAUAUUUUCAGGUUAAAAAAAAAUCUAUUAAUGAUGAAAUUGUUCUCGUUACUGAUUCUGGUGAUGUUUUAGAUCGUACACUUGCUAUUAAAUUUUCAAAAUAUGGUGCAUUUCUUUGUUUAUGA